Molecule: messenger RNA, 2220 nt
Organism: Onychostoma macrolepis
Lineage: Eukaryota; Metazoa; Chordata; Actinopteri; Cypriniformes; Cyprinidae
Product: macrophage mannose receptor 1-like
Exons: 7
Coding region: 338-2032 (564 amino acids)
Source: RefSeq, a predicted model, not a curated record
AGUAAAUUUAGGUUUCUGUAGUAAAAACAGCAUGUCAGUCACAACACCACGGGUUUGAUUGUUUUGAUGGUAUAUAUGAAAAGAUUAAAUGUAUACUGUACCUCGAAUACAAUGUAAGCUACUGUGGAUAAAAGUAUCAGGGAAAUGAAUAAAUAUAAUGUAAAAUACAGAAAUAGUUAUCGCCACCUUACUAGACCGAGAAAGUACCACCAGUUUUGUUUGCAAAAUGACAGUGACUUUUUUAAAGGAAGAUUUUCUUAAUAUCAGUUACAAAAUAUGUGAAGUCAUAGUCCAUUUGGAGUGCAUCAUGUGUAUUUACUCUAAUUUCUGACAGAAAAUGUAUGAUCGAUCAUUUCUCAUUAGAAUACAGCAGAGAGGAUCCACAAUCAUGGAUGGGAGUCUGUUUGUGCUGCUUCUGCUGUCAGGGCUUUUGAAGACCACUUCUGGUCUUUCUCGUCAGUACUACUAUAUAAAUGCAAGAAUGUCCUGGCCAGAGGCUCAGAGUUACUGUAGAGGAAAGCACACUGAUCUGGCUACUGUAGACAGCAUGGUUGAUGUAAGCAGGCUGAUAAAUGUAGUGGAUGCUGGAUACAGUGGAUCGGUGUGGAUUGGACUGAAGAACGGGACACAGAAACGCUGGGGUUGGUCUAAGGGAGAAGAUUCACUUCCAGAGUACAGUGCCUGGAAUGCAGGAGGACCAAGCAGUCAAAAUGAAUGUGGAUUUCUUGCCUAUGGGGUUUGGUAUACUCUUCAAUGCUCAUUUGGGAUUAACUUUGUGUGCUACAGUGAAAGCACUGGAUACAUAUGGGUACAGAUGCAGAUGAGCUGGAGAGAAGCUCAGGGCUACUGCAGACAGUAUUACACAGAUCUGCCCACCAUCCACAACUCUGAGGAACAGAAUCAGCUCAAGAGUAUUGUUUCAUGGUCGGCAUGGGUUUGGAUUGGUCUAUUCCAGGACUCUUGGGAAUGGUCUGAUAAAUGGAGCAACUUCUUCAGAUACUGGGCAGCAGGUCAACCAUCCCAGAGUUCAGGAUCUGGUGACUGUGUUGGCAUGUCAACAACCAAUUCUGGGAAAUGGAUUCAUGAAAGCUGUAACCUACAGCGUCCUUUUAUCUGCCAUGGAUGGCCCAAGUCUCCUUACCACACGUACCAGUAUAUGAAUGAAAGCAUGACCUGGCAAGACGCUCAGAGUUACUGCAGAGCGAGAUUCACUGAUCUGGCCACUGCUGACACCAUGAAUGAUGUGAGAAGGCUGGUAAAUACAGUGGAUCCUGGAUACAGUGGUUCAGUAUGGAUAGGUCUCCACACUGGGACAGAGUAUCGCUGGGUCUGGUCUAUGGGGGAAGGCACAAUCUCCAACUACAGUAUCUGGAAUCCAGGAGAACCAAAUGGUGAUGGCGAGUGUGUGAGAAGUUUUAAUGGAAGCUGGUACGAUGAGAGCUGCAGCACUGUUCUCCCAUUUGUGUGUUUCAAUGACAGCACUGGUUUUAUCAUUACUGAGACUGCUAUGACAUGGAGAGAUGCUCAGAGUUACUGCAGACAACACCACUCUGAUUUGGCGAGUAUCAGCAGCCCAGAGCAGCAGAAUCUGCUCAGUAAUGAAUCAUCACUCUGGAUUGGUCUGUUUCUGGACUCUUGGCAGUGGUCUGAUCAGAGGAAUCUCAGUUUCAGAUACUGGGACACAGAUCAACCACCCCAGAGUUCAGGAUCUGGUGUCUGUGUUGGCAUGUCAAGAAACAAUUCUGGGAAAUGGGCUCAAUACAGCUGUGAUCUACAGCAACCUUUUAUCUGCUAUGGAGCUGACAAGUUCAUUAAAAAACAGAUUGUACGGUUGAAGCUGUCCUGUAAUGGGAAAUGCGCAUUGAAUGAUCCUUCACAACAGACUGCCUUUCUAAAUCUGAUAAGUGAAAAGCUCAAGAGCAUGGGGCUGAAAAGUGACAAAAUGAGCUGGAUACAGAGCGAAGGUGAAGAGGUGUUUCAUCUGGAGAGCAAACGUACAGCGAAUUCAAAUAAUCAAUGUAGCAGGAAGUGAUCAAUGUAUUUCUUUAUAGUUACAGUAACUUUUAAAACAGAUUCAAAGAACUAGGAAGUAGUAGUAGUAGUAUCUGAACACCAGUAAUGGAUAAAUCGUCAUUGUAUAAUAUAUUUAUUAAAAUUGAUUGUGAAAAUGUUUCUUAAAGUUCCAUAUCAAUAACCACAUUAAUGAAUGUAGUGUUUUAG